AUUUGGAUUCCGUAUGUGAAGAUUACGGAUUCGAGAAUAAUAUAUAAUAUUUUAUUUUUCCUACACCAUUAUGUUCCGGCUUUUCUCGGCGAUUCUUAUUUGUGGUGUUCGGGGAAAAAAACAAAGUACCUAAAUAUAUUUUUACUUAUUUAUAUUUAUCUUACUAAAUGUCAUAAUAUCGUGAUAGUUUAUACUUUUAGGAUAUCGAAGAUUCUUAUCAUAUAAAUAUUGUCGCUCCUUAUGAUUUUGCCAUGCAAUUAGACUUAAAGUCCGUAAAUAAAAUAAAUGUUUUAACCAUAUGAUUUAAGCAAAAUGUACAUCUAAAAUAAUUAAAAUCUAUUACAUAAAGCCUUUUUUCAUGAGAUUAAUUUUCAAAAUAUUGAAUUGUGUUAUGUCAUUUGUUCUUACUUACUAGCGUCUGCUACUUAUAGUUAUUACUAUAACUAUAAGUUGUAGAUUUAUUGAAAAUUCACAAUUCUUAUUAUAUUAGNUGAUUUAAGCAAAAUGCACAUCUAAAAUAAUUCAAAUCUUUUAUAUAAGGCCUUUUUUUUUGAGAUUAAUUUUAAAAAUAUUGAAUCGUGUUAUGUUAUUUGUUCUUACUUACUAGCGGCUGCUACUUAUAGUUAUUACUAUAACUAUAAGUUGUAGAUUUAUUGAAAAUUCACAAUUCUUAUUAUAUUAGAAAUGGCGACUUUAUGAUAAGCAUCAGCUUUAUCUAUUUAGACAAUUUUAAAUGGUUAUUUUGUCAUGCUAUAUACUGUAGGUAUUUUAAAAUUCGUAUUGUUUUUAAUUGAUUUGUAUUAGGUUAAAAAGUAUUUCUAUAUUACGAAUUAAGGUUGGGAAAAAUAUAAAUUAAUGACAAAACUCUAAAAAGUUACAAGGGACAUUAAAAAUAUUUUUUUCGUUGGUUUAUUCGGUGCAGUGCAUUAUAUUAAUACAAAAAAUAACUAUAAAUUUGUUUUAAUAGAGCGGUAAGACUGUAUAGAACACUGAAGACUAUGAUGAAAGACUUAGAAUUUUUCGUCUUCCGACAUUUUCAUUUCGAUGACACUCGUUUACAAGAGCUGAUUGCAUCGCAGAGCGAUAUGGACAAAAGAUUGUUCAACAUGGAAAUAUCCAAUAUUGUAUGGAAAGAUCAUUUUCUAAAAACUAUUAAAGGAUUCAAACGUCAUAUUCUCAAAGAAAACGAAUAUAGCCCUGAAGCUAAACAAAGAUAUAACAAGUAAUUAUAUCUGUCUCCGUAGUUUAUAUUUCACGUAAAAAGUAAAUUUAUUAAAACUAGGUUUUUAAAUAUUUUUUUUCAGAAUCUGGAUUGCUUAUUACACUUUAAAAACAUUUUAUUAUGUUUUUAUACUAUAUUUAAUAAUUUUAAUAUUAAAAUAUAUCUUUUAUUAA
Cinara cedri is the source of this 1395-nucleotide messenger RNA. The record is from the annotation of a GenBank genome assembly. Lineage: Eukaryota; Metazoa; Arthropoda; Insecta; Hemiptera; Aphididae.